Molecule: messenger RNA, 582 nt
Organism: Iphiclides podalirius (scarce swallowtail)
Lineage: Eukaryota; Metazoa; Arthropoda; Insecta; Lepidoptera; Papilionidae
Source: the annotation of a GenBank genome assembly
AUGAUAGCAAACGCGACCACCCUGUAUGCCGCGAAGACGACCAUGAGCACGCACUUUAAUGGGACAAUGGGCCUGAACUCCUCAUUCCUAGUGCCGACCUACAUGAGCCAGGAGGAGUUCCUCGCGCUGCAGAUGACCAACACGUCAGACGCGAACACCACGUCUGGGCCGAACGACACGUUCAUCAACCAGGUGGUGCUGAAGACCUGGUACCCGAGUGGCUACUCCCCCGCCCACAUCAUCAUCGCGUCCGUGGUGGUGACGGUGCUGAUGAUAAUGGUCGUGGUGGGCAACAUGCUGGUGAUCAUAGCGAUCGUGACGGAGAAAGCGCUGAAGAACAUACAGAACUGGUUCAUAGCGUCGCUGGCAGUGUCGGACUUCUUCCUCGGUUUGGUGAUAAUGCCCUUCUCGCUGGCAAACGAGCUGAUGGGCUACUGGAUUUUCGGUUUCUGGUGGUGCGAAAUACACUCCGCGAUGGACGUUCUAUUGUGUACGGCGUCUAUUAUGAACUUGUGCCUCAUCUCACUGGACCGCUACUGGAGUAUAACUCAGGUGAGUGUUGACUUAAAAAUAUUUGUAGUU